ACGUUGAUGGCGCCGUGUAUCUUUGACGAGUACGCAAAUGCUACACGAAAACGUUACAAGUUAGAUACUUGAUCGUUUCCAUCCUCAGUGAGUGAAUAUCGUCCUUGACAGUAAAAGGACAUUCGAUCAGAAAAAAAUAUUCGUUUUAGCAUCAACCGUAUUCUACUGAAAUGCCCACCAUCCUUUUUGUACUCGGCCUUCUGGCAGCUCUUGCCACAGCUCAAGGGACCAUGUACAUGCCUCCAAUUAAGGACGAACACCUGUUGACGGAGAUGCUGUUACGAGACUUGAUCGACCGGAUGGGAAACGAGUUGGCCGACGCCGCAGACUCUUAUUUCGAGUAUCAGGAUGGCUCGAGGGUGCCCAACGAUUAUGAAAAGGUCAAAGAAAUACCGGCGGAGUUGCCGAUCGAUUACGAGGGCAUCGAAACGCUGAAUCCCAACCCGAGCAUAAGAGAUCAAGAGUAUCUACGUCACAGUACUCUCAACGCUCAUCUCCAUCAGAACGAAAAUGGCAAAGGCAGUCACAGAAUUCAGCUCGCCGGCUUCAAGGGCGUCAAAGAUGACAAAACUGAAAAUAGUCUUCCGGCUUAUUGCACACCGCCGAAUCCCUGCCCGAUCGGCUACACGAGUGAGAAUCACUGUAUCGUUGAUUUCGAAAAUACUGCAGCUUUCAGUAGAAACUUUCAAGGUGCACAGGACUGUAUGUGCGACACGGAACACAUGGUCGAUUGUUCACAAAGUACCGCAAACGAGCCAGGUCUUUCGGGAGUUCGUUUGGCAAAGUCCGAUUUUGAUCAAAUUGUCGAACAAUUUCAGGACGCCAAUCCAUUUUUCAGCGGUGAGAAAUUGCCGAUAGCAGCGAAGAAAGGGAUACACGUUGUUUUCUAAAACAAAUUAAUCGCCAAAUCUAAACGUAUAUAUUUAUCAAAAACUCAUUUUACAGAAAACAAUUCGCUCUAACGAUUCCUUCUCACUCCUCUUCGAUGUUAGAUCAUAACCGAAAUUUCGAAAGGGUGAAAACCAAAAUAAAUCGCUCGUAAUUCUUCGAAAUUACUCAAUGUAUCAAAAAUAUCGUUAUUUAUAUGAAAACUAUGAAAACGACGAAUAAUUUUUAUUCCUCAAGUUUUUUUCCAUCGUUACACCAUAUUUCGAGUUUAAUUGUGUAACAAAACACGAAUCUAUUGAAAAUACUAUUGAUUUUUUUCAUUUUUUGAUGAAACCCCCUGUUGAAAAUACCAAUACGACUGCAUAGGGUGAACAGUGAAUAGAGAUUUUUUGAAAUAACUCGUUUUCUAAUGAUUAUUAUCUUUUUCUCAAACAUAAAGUAAAUAUUUUAUUUGUGUGUUAUUUAUGAUGAAUAUUUUUUUAAAAAAAUAUAUAUUUAUAAACAGAAUGUACGUGUCUUGUUGUUACGUUGAAAUAUAUGAAUUUUAUCACUGUAAAUCUCAACCAAGUAUUCAACAAUAAAAAUACAUAUAAUAAAUA
Molecule: messenger RNA, 1487 nt
Organism: Venturia canescens
Lineage: Eukaryota; Metazoa; Arthropoda; Insecta; Hymenoptera; Ichneumonidae
Gene: 7B2
Product: Secretogranin_V domain-containing protein 7B2
Exons: 5
Coding region: 171-890 (239 amino acids)
Biological process (GO): neuropeptide signaling pathway; regulation of hormone secretion
Cellular component (GO): secretory granule
Molecular function (GO): enzyme regulator activity
Source: RefSeq, a predicted model, not a curated record